AUGGAUGAUUUUUCUGUUUUUGGUGAAUCAUUUGAUGAAUGUUUAAAUCAUUUACAACAUGUACUUGAGAAAUGCAUAGAGAAAAAAUUAGUUUUGAGUUGGGAGAAAUCACAUUUUAUGGUUAAAGAGGGAGUUGUGUUGGGUCAUAUUGUGAGUGAAAGGGGUUUAGAGGUGGAUAGAGUAAAAAUUGAUAUUAUAUCUAAAAUGAAACCUCCAAAUUCAGUAAAACAGAUUAGAUCUUUCUUGGGUCAUGCAGGUUAUUACAGAAAAUUUAUUCAAGAUUUUUCGAAAAUUUGUAAACCUCUCACCAUGCUAUUAUCUAAAGAUGUGUCUUUUAAUUUUGAUGAGAAAUGUUUUGAGUCUUUUUCCGAAAUAAAAAGAUUACUUACUGAGGCACCCAUUUUACAAGCUCCUGAUUGGUCCCUUCCCUUUGAAAUAAUGUGUGAUGCAUCGAAUUAUGCAGUGGGGGCUGUUCUAGGACAAACAAAAGAGUAAUUUCAUAUGCUAGUAAAACUAUAUCCGAUGCUCAAUUAAAUUAUAUCACGACUGAAAAAGAGUUGUUAGCUGUAGUAUUUUCGUUAGAAAGGUUUAGAUCAUAUAUUUUGGGAGCUAAAAUUAUUAUUUAUACUGAUCAUGCAGCAUUAAAUUAUCUGUUAACUAAGAAAGAUGCAAAGCCAUGUUUAUUAAGAUGGAUUUUAUUGUUGCAAGAAUUUGACUUAGAAAUAAAAGAUAAAAAAGGUUUCGAGAAUGUUGUUGCUGACCAUCUUUCUAGAUUAAGUGAUACAGGAAUAAAUGCAGCACCUUUACAAGACGCAUUUUCAGAUGAACAAUUGAUGGCAGCUCAACAUCAACCAUCACUAUGGUAUGCACAUAUUGUUAAUUUUCUGGUUUCUGGAAAAACUCUAGAACAGUGGGAAAAGAACAGAAAACAUCAUUUCUUUUCUAAGAUUAGAAAUUAUUUUUGGCAUGAUCCUGAUUCAUAUUACUUGGGCAAUGAUCAAAUUUUAAGGAGAUGUGUUCCUGAAGAAGAAUAUCAUAGCAUUAUUAACAUGUGCCAUUCAUCUAACUGUGGAGUACAUUUCUCUGGACGAAAAACAGCUGCAAAAAUUUUUCAGUGUGGUUUUUAUUGGCCUACAAUCAUUAGAGAUUCUAUAGAAUUUAGUAGAACAUGUAUUUCAUGCCAAUCUAUAGGUAACAUGAGUAAAAAAGAUAAAAUGCCCAUGAGUAACAUGUCAAUAGUCGAAAUUUUUGAUGUAUGGGGAAUAGAUUUCAUGGGUCCCUUCCCAUCAGCUGAAAAAUAUGAAUAUAUUUUGCUUGCUGUUGAUUAUGUGUCGAAGUGGGUGGAAGCUAUUCCUACUAGAACUAAUGAUCAUAAAAUCGUGAUGAAAUUUGUGUAGGAAAAUAUUUUUUCGAGAUUUGGAUGUCCUAGAGUGAUUAUUAGUGAUGGAGGAACACAUUUUACGAAUAAACCUUUCAGGGAACUGUUGAAAAAGAAUGGAGUACACCAUAGAGUAGUCACUCCAUAUCAUCCCCAAACAAAUGGGCAAGCUGAAGUAGCAAAUAGGGAAAUUCAGAGAAUUUUGAGAAAAAUAGUUAGACCAGAUAGGAAAGAUUGGCCCACGAAAUUACAAGAUGCAUUAUGGGCCUAUAGAACAGCUUAUAAAAAUCCCAUAGGUAUGUCCCCAUUUCGUCUCAUUUUUGGAAAGCCAUGUCAUCUUCUUGUGGAAAUAGAGCAUAAAGCAUUAUGGGCUAUUAAAAAUUUAUGUAUGGAUGAGAAAUCAGCUAGUGGGCAUAGAAUUUUUCAGCUACAUGAACUAGAGGAGUUGAGGAAUGAAGCUUAUGAAAAUCAUAGAAUAUAUAAAGAAAAAACUAAAACUUUUCAUGAUAAAUACAUUAGCAGAAAAAAAUUUGAUGUUGGACAAAAAGUGUGGUUAUAUGAUUCUAGGCUGAAAUUAUUCUCAGGAAAAUUAAAAUCAAAAUGGAAAGGGCUUUAUGUGGUGGAAGAGACAUAUGAUCAUGGGGCUGUAAUGAUUAAAGAUCCUAAAAGUGAUCAUAACUUCAAGGUAAAUGGACAGCAGCUUAAACAUUACAUAGAACAUGAACGCCUUGCAGAAAAAGAAAUUUUAUUAUUAAAAGAAAUUCAAGAGUAAGACCAAGGAGUCCAGCUGGAGACAUUAAAUUCAGCGCUGCAUGGGAGGCAACCCAUGGUUUUUAUUUCAUUCUGUUUGAUUUUUUUAAGCUCUAUUUUUCUUAGAAUUUCGCAGUACUUGUUUCUGUAUUUGUUUUUUCGAAAAAGUGUAAGAUGAAGUGGAAAAUUAAAAACGAGGUUGAGGUGAUGUCUUUCGGAGCUUUAUCAUUUAUGACAACAUUUUUAAUGCUUAACUUUGCAUAUAUGCAUGCUUCACGUGAAAAUUAUAUUUUCUGCAUAUUCUGUUUCGAUUUUUCUGUGUCAUUGAGGACAAUGUCAUUUUUAAGUUGGGGGUGAAGGACUCAUUAAGAACAUGUGUUUGCAUUUUAUUCAACUUAGAACCGAAACUAAAAAAUAAAAAAAAAGAAAAAUUCGAAAAAACUGCAACAUCUAUUUUCUGGUUUUCUGUCAGGAACAACAGACUGUCAAAAUUAGCAGACGAAAAAACAACCCGAAAUUUGAAAUUAUAGAGACCCUUUUAUCACAUUUCAAUCCCCUAGACCUAUAUUACUGAAAUUCGAAAUUACAGCUAUAAAGAAGAUAGUUUUGAUUUAUUUUUGACAAAUUUAUUGCUGCUAAAAUAGAACUGAAAACAGAAAACAGAACUGUUAGAACUAUCUAAUUUACAAAUUUCUUACAAGAAGAUUAUUAUUGAGUCAAAAGAAUGAUCUAGUAGGAAGAUUAUUAUUGAGUCAAAAGAAUGAUCUAGUAGCAUGAAAUGUUGGAAUACUCUUUAGAUACAUGAUAGAUAACAUGGAUUUGAUUUUACAGAUUUUCACUUCAUGAUCUUGAUGGAUAAUAUUUACUUGAUGUGAAAAUUAGAUUGAUCAUUUGAGUUUAAUGGAGAUUUUUGCAUCCUGAUCUAUAGGACUUGUGAGGAGAAAUUACUUAUUUCGAAAUAAAAAAAAGAGAGAGCAAUGUGAAAAAUCUAGAAACGAAGAGUACACAUAGAGGGUGUGAGACAUCAUUCGCAUUGUCGAAAAUCGUGUAUAGAAAAACACUUGCUGCAAAAUAAGUGGAUAAAGUGGAAGCCCUGAAAAUGAAGAGUACACAUGGAGGGUGUGAGACAUCAUUCUUAUUGUCGAAAUUUAUUUAUAGGAAAAGCUACUUAUCAACUAUAUAUAAAGACAGAAGAAAUAUAAUGCAAACUUCAAAAAACUUCAAAAAGGGAAAUGUAGGAUCAAUAUUAUUCUUGGAUGAGUAUUGAUAAUUGGAACAUCUUGUAAAUACAUCUAUGAGUGAAGAAGUGAUAAAAAUGUGAAUAGAAGAAGUGAAGUCUAGAUUGUUAUUCCAAAGAGUGUUUAAACAUUUAAGUGCUUGACAUCAUUCUUAAAUACUUGAUAUAAGAAUCCAAAGUGUCUAAAGGUGCAUCAUUUCUAAUUGUACUUUUUUCUUUCUGUAUUGAAAUAUGAUGUUUGAGAUUUGUAAAUUUUUAUUUUCAUAAUUCCAUUGCUAAGGGACUAACAAUGAUUUAAGUUGGGGGGUGUGAUAGGUCUUCAUUAUCAUGAGUUAAUAAUUAGUAAAUAAUAUAGUUUUACCCUUAACUCAUGAUCAAUAGACUUAUAUUUGUGUUAAAGUGUGAAAAGUGGUUUUCAGUUGAUUAAUGUGAAUUUUAAGGUAAUUAUGUGAUUUUACAUGAAUUUAUAUGAUUUUAACAGUCUUGCUUUUGAGAUAAAUGAAGAAAAAGAAAUAAAAAUAAGACAAAAUGAGGGGGGGACCCGCCGGCCAGCCGGGCCCGCAAGUGGGUCGGAAGCUUAGUCGGGGAGUAGCCGCGAGCAGGGGCUCGAGCGGCUUGGACCGAUAGGGGCACAUGUGCGCCACUCCCCUUCCACGUCACCGGUGGCUAGCCGGCUGUGGGGCAAGGAGUGCUCGUACACGCGAGAAAGCUAACAUUACUAUAUAUUCGCCAGAAGAAUCGGCACACAACCGAUGUGGGACUAAACCCGCGUCACACCUUCCUCAGAAGGGGCAGACAACCGGCGCGGGUUCGAAUCCUCCCAGAGUCAAAAUUCAUAUAUUUUUAUCUGAUUAUCGCGACUUUCCUACAGAUCGUCGGUGAAGGAUUAAGCAACCGGAGACGACUCGAUGACCCAUUCCAUUAAUCUCUAGACUUCGUGAGAAGAUCUAGAGAUUGCCCACGUCGUCUUUGUCCAAAGAGAGCCUUUGAGGCCGUGGACACUGCAUGACGAUCCUCCCGAACGCUCAGGAUUCCAGUGCAUCGCCGACGCAUCGCCGUCGCGAUGCCGGAACUCUGUUUUCCUGCUUUCAACUUACUUUACGCUUCAUUUAGUGAUAGUUUUUGUGAUUUUAAUUUACCAAAAUAUACUUUGUUCUAUUACGAUUCUUCCGGCUUUUACAGAUCUUAAUUUGAUUAAUUAAAUCAUCUGUAAUCGCUUACGUAAGAAUCACCGGGCGGAACUCUGUUUCCGCCCGAUUCGCGUUCGCCGGGUGCUAACGUCAUCUUGACGUCCGCGCCCUUAUUUCCCUUUUUCGUGAAUUUUAAAUAUAUUUCCUUUUCAUUUCCUAGUAUAAAAUUCAUAGAAAAUCAUAUUCAUUGAAAAAAAUUCGAAAUAAUUACCGUAUAUUAUAUUACAUCCCUGUGAUCGACUUGGAAAAUUACCGCUAUUUUUGAAAGUUUUAUUGAAUUAUAAUUGAUAUAUUUGUUCAGAAAUAUCUGAAAAGUCGUAUUUUCUAGUUUUAUAAAUUUUAUAUUUGCGUGAUUUAAUAUACAACGACUAAGUCACGUCAGUAAGGUAAGAAGAAUAAAGGAAGGGAAGUGGAGAAAAGGAAGGAGGAAAAGAGAGAAAGAAGAGAGAGCUCUCACGAGAGAGAGAGAAGGGAUGAGAUCUCUUGUGAAAGGAAGAGAAAGAGAGAGAGGAGAGAGAGAAGGGACGAGAUCUCUCGUGAAAGGGGGAGAAAAUGAGAGAUCUUAUGGGAGAUGAAGAGAGAAGAGAGGUCUCACAAGACAAGGAAAGAGAGAAAUAAGAUGAAAAAUGAAGAAAGAGAGAAAUAUAGUCAACCUAUUUUCUCGAACGAAUGUGUGCUCGAGGAUUCACACACAUGACAUGAAGUCAACUGUGAAUGUCUCUCGCUUGUUUUAACUAUUGAACGCUCAUUAAUCAACCUUUACUUUCGGUGAUUUCACAUUCAAAAAUAGAAACAAUACUUGUUAUUCAGAGAAUGCUAAGAAUGUGAAUAUGUCGAGAUUCAACUGCGAAAAUCAAUAGAAAAUAAGUUAGAAAUGAUCUUAGCUUGAUCUCAGAUGAGUUUCAGAGGAUUCGGAAGAAGAACGAAGAUCAUUCAUCAAGUUUUGAAUUAGUUUUACUCAUUUCAGUCGAAAUGUGCAUGAAACGAAAAGAACUUAAUGUAAAAUGUAAAUAAAUGACAAAAGUAAGUAAGUAAAUGCUGAAAACAUGAAAUAAAUCAUUGCCCAAGUUUAGUCUACCUUUUGGGCAAUUGGAGAUACUAGUGUGGCGGCUUGGUUUCUUUCGAAUGUGCCACACCAUGCCAGAAGUCACAAAAGUAUCGUCUAGAAGCACUACGCCCCUUGUUGGAGAGAUUUGUCGAAAGAGGGGUUGACCACACUAUCACCAUCGUCUGGGGGGAGAAGGGAAGAGCUGACCACUUGUCGGAGGCCUUGAGUGCAGUCGAGGAAGGAUGGAAGAAGCUUACUGAUCAUCAAAAACAUCGAUUGUGCAAAAGGAGGGAAGAACAGAUUGUCGUAUUUGCAACUACAGUUGGGAUUUUAAAGAUAAUCGAUAAUAUCUAUUUUACCAGACAAUAAUUAAUUAUUACCUUUAUAUCCCUAACGGUAAUACGUGUGAGAACUUAAGUUCCCGAUAUCAAAGGCUCCGCAAACUACUGGAUCAAAUGAGCUUGGUCACAUGGCUCUCUAAGUGAUGCAAGAUCAACCCACUGUGAAUCGUUGUCGAUCGAGAACUUAAGUUCUAGUACCAUGGCGCCUCCAUAGUCGUCGGACCAGCCUUUGAGGCCACGUGCAUGCUGAGUAGUGUUAGAUUCGCGAACUAUUGAUGGAUCACUUUAUGCAUCUAGUAUUAUAGUGGUUUGCUAGCUGCAGGAUUAAGCUAAUCAAAAGACGUGGCUCUCUACGUACUGCUGGAUCACAUUGUGCUCCAGAUGGCUAUGCUAAAAUAGAUGAAAAUGUUUAGUCCCACAUCAGAAAUCUUUCGGAACAUACGUUGAAUAUAAACUAAAGCUCUCAAUAGAGAUACCUUCUCCCGAAAUAAAAUAAUGCCUAGGACUAUCUUGGGAGAAGGCAAAAAGGUGGUCAAUCAAGUCCUAUAGAUCAGGGUGCAAAAAUCUCCAUUAAACUUAAAUGAUCAAUCAAAUUUUCACAUCAAGUAAAUACUAUCCAUCAAGAUUAUGAAGUGAAAAUUUGUAAAAUCAAAUCCAUGUUAUCUAUCAUGUAUCCAAAGAGUAUUCCAACAUUUCAUGCUAUUAAAUCAUUCUUUUAACCCAAUAAUAAUUUUCCUAGUAUCUUUUGGCAUCAAUCAAUCUAAUUGAUUAAAUUUUUCGUACAUGCAAUAUGAUGUAAGAAAUUUGUAAAUUAGAUGGUUUUGACAGUUCUACUUUUUAUUUUUAGUUUUGUUUUCAGCAACAAUAAAUUUGUCAAAAAUAAAUCAAAACUAUCUUCUUUAUAGUUGUAAUUUCGAAUUUUAGUAAUAUAUGUCUAGGGGAUUGAAAUGUGAGAAAAGGGUCUCUAGAUUUUUAAAUUUGGGGUUAUUUUUUUCUUUGUUGUUUUUGAGAAUCUAUUGUUCUUGAUAGAAAACUAGAAAAUAAAUGUUGCAGUUUUUCUAAAUGUUUUUAGUUGCUGUUUUAAGUGAGCAUCAAAACAAAUGUAAACACAUGUUCUUUAUUGUAGAGCAUAAAUUAAGAAUUAAUACUUCACCUCUCAACUUAAAAAUGACAUUGUCCUUAAUGACAUAGAAAAAUCAGAACAGAAUAUGCAGAAAAUAUAAUUUUCAAGUGAACCAUACAUAUAUGCAAAGUUAAGCAUUAAAAAUGUUGUCAUAAAUGAUAAAGCUCAGAAAGACAUCACCUUAACUUCGUUUUUAAUUUUUUACUUCAUCUUACACUCUUCUUCUUGCACUUUUUUGAAAAAAAAAAAUACAAAAAUAAGUACUGUGAAAUUUUAAUAGAAAUAAAACUUAAAAAAUAAAUAGAAUGAAAUAAAAACCAUGAGUUACCUCUCAUGCAAUGCUGAAUUUAAUGUCUCCAGUUAGACACAUUAAUCAUACUCUUGAAUUUCUUUUAAUAAUAAAAUUUCUUUUUUUACAAGGCGUUAAUGAUCUAUGUAAUGUUUAAGCCGCUGUCCAUUUACCUUAAGGUUAUGAUCAUUUUUAAGAUCUUUAAAUUAUUACAGCCCCAUAAUCAUGUCUCUUCCACCACAUAAGGCUCUGUCUUUUUUGAUUUUAAUUUUUCUAGGAAUAAUUUCAGCUUAGAAUCAUAUAACCACACUUUUUGUCCAAUAUCAAUUUUUUUCUACUAAUGUAUUUAUCAUGAAAUGUUUAAGUUUUUUCUCUAUAUAUUUAUGAUUUUCACGAGUUUCAUUACUCAACUCCUCUAAUUCUAUGCCCACAAGCUGAUUUUUCAUCCAUACAUAAAUUUUUUAUAGCCCAUAAUACUUUAUGUUCUAUUCCAUAGGAAGAUGACAUGGCUUUUUAAAAAUGAGAUAAAAUGGGGACAUACUUAUAGGAUUUUUAUAAGUUGUUCUAUAAGCUCAUAAUGCAUCUUGUAAUUUUGUGGGUUAAUCUUUCUUAUUUGAUCUAAUUAUUUUUCUCAAAAUUCUCUGAAUGUCUCUAAUUGCUACUUUAGCUUGCCCAUUUGUUUGGGGAUGAUAUAGAGUGGCUACUCUAUGAUGUACUCUAUUUUUUUUUCAACAAUUCUCUAAAAUGUUUAUUUGUAAAAUGUGUUCCUCUAUCACUAAUAAUCACUCUAGGACAUCCAAAUCUUGAAAAAAUAUUUUCCUGCACAAAUUUCAUCAUGAUUUUAUGAUCAUUAGUUCUAGUAAGAAUAGCUUCCACCCACUUAGACACAUAAUCAAGGCAAAAUAUACUCAUAUUUUUCAGCUGAUUAGAAGGGACCCAUGAAAUCUAUACCUUAUACAUCAAAAAUUUCAACUACUAACAUGUUAUUCAUGGGCAUUUUAUUUUUUUUACUCAUAUUAUCUAUAGAAUGACAUGAAAUACAUCUUCUAUUAACUUCUAUAGAAUCUCUAAUGAUUGUAGACCAAUAAAAAGCACACUAAAAAAAAUUUGUAACUGUUUUUCGUCUAGAGAAAUGUCCUCCACAGAUGAACGGCACAUGUUAAGAAUGCUAUGAUAUUCUUCUUCAAGAACACAUCUCUUUAAAAUUUGAUCAUUACCCAAAUAAUAUAAAUCAGGAUCAUGCCAAAAAUAAUUUUUAAUCUUAGAAAAGAAAUUACUUUUUUUGUUCUUAUCUCACUAUUUUGAAAUUUUUCUAGAAACUAGAAAAUUAACAAUAUGUGUAUACCAUGGCAAUAGUUGAUGUUGAGCUGUCAUCAAUUGUUCAUCUGAAAAUAAAUCUUGUAAAGGUGCUGCAUUUAUUCUUGUAUCACUCAAUCUAGAAAGAUGAUCAGCAAUAACAUUCUCAAAACCUUUUUUAUCUUUUAUUUCUAAGUCAAAUUUCUCUAAUAAUAACAUCCAUCUUAAUAAACGUAGCUUUACGUCCUUCUUAUUUAAAAAAUAUUUUAAUACUGUAUGAUUAGUAAAAAUAAUAAUUUUAGUUCCCAAAAUAUAUGGUCUAAAUCUUUCUAAUGAAAAUACUACAACUAGCAACUCUUUUUCAGUGGUGGUAUAAUUUAAUUGAGCAUUAGAUAGAGUUUUGUUAGCAUAUGAAAUAACUAUGGGUUUUGACUCUUUUCUUUGUCUGAGAACAGCUCUCACUCUAUAAUUUAAUGCAUCACACAUUGUUUCAAAGAGAAGAGACCAAUCAAGAGCUUGUAAAAUGGGUGCCUCAAUAAGUAAUCUUUUUAUUUAAAAAAAAACUCAAAACAUUUUUCAUCAAAAUUAAAAGACACAUCUUUAGAUAAUAACGUGGUGAGAGGUUUAGAAAUUUUCAAAAACUCUUGAAUAAAUUUUUUAUAAUAACUUGCAUGACUCAAGAAAGAUCUAAUCUAUUUUACUGAAUUCGGUGGUUUCAUUUUAGAUAUAAUAUCAAUUUUUACUCUAUUCACCUCUAAACUCCUUUCACUCAUAAUAUUGCCCAACACAACUCCCUUUCUAAUUAUAAAAUAUGAUUUCUCCCAACUCAAAACUAUUUUUUUCUCUAUACAUUUCUCAAGUACAUACUAUAAAUGAUUUAUGCAUUCAUCAAAUGAUUCACCAAAAGUAAAAAAAUCAUCCAUAAAAACUUAAUACAUUUUUCAAUCAUAUUAGAAAAAAAUAGACAGCAUAUAUCUUUGAAAUAUGACUAGAGCAUUACAUAGACCAAAAGGCAUGCGUUUAAAAGCAAAAGUACCAAAUGGACAAGUGAAAGUUGUUUUUUCUUGAUCUAAAGGGUUUAUAUAAAUUUAAUUAUAAUUAGAGUAUCCAUCUAGAAAAAAAAACUCCAACUAAUUUUCUAAAAUUUGAUCAGUAAAUGGUAGGAGAAAAUGAUCUUUUCUAGUAACUAAGUUUAAUUUUCUAUAAUCAAUACAAACCCUCCAAUAGUAGUUAAUCUUGUUUGUAUUUCAUCUCUUUUCAUUUUUAUAACCGUGAUUGAUGUGACUUAGUCGUUGUAUAUUAAAUCACGCAAAUAUAAAAUUUAUAAAACUAAAAAAUACGAAUUUUUGGAUAUUUAGAAGUAUUUCUGAACAAAUAUAUCAAUUAUAAUUCAAUAAAACUUCAAAAAAUAGCGAUAAUUCUCCAGGUCAAUCACAAGGAUGUAAUAUAAUAUCUAGUAAUUAUUCAGAAUUUUCCUCAGAGAAUAUUAUUUUAUAUGAAUUUUAUACUAAUAAAUGAAAAGGAAAUAUAUUUAAAAUUGACGAAAAAAGGAAAUAAGGGUGCGGGCAUUAGGAUGACGUCAGCGCCCCGCGAACGCGAAUCAAGCGGAAACAGAGUUCCGCCCGGCGAUUCUUACGUAAGCGAUUAAAGAUGAUUUAAUUGAUCAAAUUAAGAUUUGUAAAAGACGGAAGAAUCGUAAUGAAAUGAAGUAUAUGUUGGUAAAUUUAAAAUCAACAAAUUAUCACUAAAUGAAACGGAAAUUAAGUUGAAAGCAGGAAAACAGAGUUCCGGCGUCGCGACGGCGAUGCGUCGGCGAUGCACCGGAAUCCUGAGCAUUCAGGAGGAUCAUCAUGCAGUGUCCACGGCCUCGAAGGCUCUCCUUGGACAAAGACGACGUGGGCAAUCUCUAGAUCUCCUUGCGAAGUCUAGAGAUUAAUGAAAUGGGUCGUCGACUCGUCUCCGGCGGCUGUCACCCGACGAAGCGGAAAAACGGCGACUUUGCGGCUCUCCGGCAGUUAUCACCCGACGGAGAGGAGCUGGAUAGAGGUGGGGUGCAUGUCAAGGAGCUUCAUCCUCAAGUCCGCGCAGCAAGAGGAGGCUCUUCAUCGCAUCUGGUACGCUCUUAGGAGGUGGCGACUCGUCUUUCGGUGGAUCGUCCUCUUCCCGACGACAGCUUGUUCGUCGAUCAAUCAGAGAUGAUUUACUCGAUGGAUUUGCGAUCCUUUUAUCGCGAAUCGUUCAACAAUUUUAGUAGCAAUGCUCCGAGAAUCGCGUUGACGAGAUUUUCGCUGAUGAUCCAGCGAUUCUCGUUGCUUAAUCCUUUACUGGCGAUCUGCAGGAAAGUCACGAUAAUCAGAUAAAAAUAUAUGACUUUUGACUCUGGGAGGAUUCGAACCCGCGCUGGUUGUCCGCGCCUUCUGAGGAAGGUGUGA
Molecule: messenger RNA, 11084 nt
Organism: Spirodela intermedia
Lineage: Eukaryota; Viridiplantae; Streptophyta; Magnoliopsida; Alismatales; Araceae
Source: the annotation of a GenBank genome assembly